AUGUCCUCAUCUAAACUCCCAAAAAGUUUGGAAGAAGACAUUGAACUCAUUUCUAAGCUAGAAAACGUUGAAAUAAAGGAACUAGAAGAUAGCCUUUUGGGAAAUGACUGCCUCUAUGACGAUGAAAGCCAUGGAAUACAAUUCGAGGAUUCCUCACAUGAAUCAAUUCCACAAGUAUAUAAAUUUCAAGUAAACAUUCUAUUAAAGGAGUCUAUAUACGCAAUAAGUAGAAAGAAAGAUUGUGUAGUAUCAUUGCAUAUAGAAUUGACCGAUAACCAAAGCCUCCCAAGUAUACAUCUAAAAAGCAUAUUAAACUCGUCAGUUAAACUCCGUAAUAAAUGCCUCCAUUUCAUAAAUAAAGUAGCAUUUUCAGGGUCUACAACAUCGAGUUUUAGUAUAUAUAAGCUUAUAGUAGAUUUUAAAAGUUUCCUCCAGUACGAGUCGAGAAAUGAGGAUAUUGAACACGUAACAGAAAAUUCUUCCAAUUUUGAAGAGUUUAUAACACUCUCAUUCUCUUCAAUUAAUGACGCUGAGUCUACGCCAAAUGAUUUUACUCUUUUAUAUGAUAAACAAGGAGAUAAUUUAAACACCGAAAGCCAUGAUAGUAGAUAUAGGGAUACAACCAGAUACAACAGCAUAACAAUCUACAAAAAUGAUAGGAUCUAUAACCAUUUGAUCACACAUUCGAGGUACUUUAGAGAGUUUAAGGAGGAAGCGGUUUUGGGUUCAGGCUCGUUUGGCUGUGUAAUUAAGGUUUUGAGGAAUUCAAUAAACUACGCAGUUAAACAAAUACCAAUUUAUCAUAACUAUGAGUUUAUACUCCACGAAGAAGCAGCAGUGCUGGCGAGUCUCCAGCACCCAAAUAUAGUUCGGUAUUACGACGCCUGGGUGGAACAAUCACCAGAAUACCUGCUAACUAAAUAUCACCAUCAACUGAACCUCGAAAAGAAUAAUAUGGACAGAAACUUCGACCAUGAAUACACCCCAGCAAAUAAUGAUUUCAAAUUUGGAAAUAGAUUAGACAGAGUUAUUGAAGAAAUUGACUUUGAUGAUCAGUUUAAUGAAGAUAGUGAUCCGGAUACUGAUAAUGUAGAUCUUUCACCAGAUAACAGAAAUGUUAUAAAGAUACAUAAUAAACACUACAAGAAGAAUAAACAUAUACCCAAAAAAUGUCUGUUUAUUCUCAUGGAGUACUGCGGAGAGGAAUCCCUGUUUGAAACCAUAAAUAAACAAACAUUGCAAGAUACUCCACAAAAGGUGACUGAUCUUUUUAGACAAAUCAUGGAAGCGCUGAGUUAUAUUCAUGAAAAGGGUAUAAUACACAGGGAUGUAAAGCCAUCUAAUAUCUUUCUAAAGUUUGAAAAUGAAAUUACAAUCAAGCUCGGAGAUUUCGGAUUGACGGCAAAAUUACAGCAAUCCAAAGGUAAGAAUACAAUUGUGAAUGAGAAUGGUGUGGUUGGAACAUUACAUUACAUGGCACCAGAGCAGUUCGAAUGUGAUGCCUAUAACGAGAAAGUUGAUAUUUACUCAGCUGGAGUCGUGCUGUUUGAAAUGCUUUCCAAACCCUUUCAGACUUUUAUGGAAAGGUGUGAGAUCCUCUCGUCCUUUUCAACACCAAAUAAGCAGUGGCCAGAAGGAUUUAGAGAAAGAGUUGAUAACAGACUGUUCAAGCUCCUAGAGUCUAUGUUAAAUAUAAACCCGAACAAAAGACCCUCGGCAUCUGAGAUUCUGCAAAAUGAAAUCUUUACAUCCAACAAGCUGAAUCUCCAGUCGCUGUACAACGUUAUUACUCAGUACCCUCACUCAAUGGAGUCAGUUCAGCUGUUGAACACCAUCUUCUCAAGGAAACAACAGUAUAAGAAGCUGACUGACUACUACAAUAUGGUGAUUAGUAAUAACGUGAUAAACUAUGUAAAUUUGGAACUGGGGUUGAUCUACGAUAAGGAGUUUAAACUGAGAAACGCCCACAACCUGCACCCUCACCUUCUAACACACUUGCCAUAUUCUUCCAAAACUAAUUUUUUAAAUCAUGUCGUAGAUAAGGGUACUGGUUUGGACAGAGAUAAAACAUUUGAAAGAGAUAAGAACACGGGAAAGGAGAAGCAUCAAUUCAGAGCAAGAUUGCUGUUGAAUAAUGGCAGGUGCUGUAACCUGACCUAUUCCCUCCUUUAUUCCUUCUCUGAAUGUACGACUAAGGAGCUAGCUACCAUAAUUAGAAGGUAUUCAUACUCACCAGUCUACUCUACACACGGAACUGGGAACGUUGGGACCAGAAUUGAGGGCUUAGAUAUUCACUACUUUCUGGGGUAUGACAUUGUCGUAGACUACAUGAUCAUCCUGAACGAGAAUAACGAAAAUGAAAUGAACCUAGACGCCUUUUUUACAUAUGAACUAGUCUCAGUGUCAUCAAGACCCCUGAAGAGGUUCAUAAAUUGUGCUCUCUCGUUGGAGUGGAACCAUUAUGAAUUUUUAACAAAGUUACUCAGCUCCCUAAAAGUACCUGAGCAACUCCUGAACCAGGUGGAGAGGGUAAUGUUAUCAGAAGUACUAGUGAAAGGGAAGAACACAGGCGUGUUUGAUGAAUUGAACUCAAUCACAAUUAAUAAUCAAACGUUGCCGUCAGUUCUGCUCAACAUUCAUCCAUUUUUGCACAAAUUUAAGGGCAGAGUCUCUGAGGUCAAGAAGGGGUUGGAGGCGCUACUAAACUGUGAACUAUCACAGGAAUUCAGCGAGUACCUGGAAAACCUUCAGUUUUUUGAGAGGUUCCUUUCUGACUUUGAUGGGCAGUAUCAUUUUAAUCCGACCUACAUCGAGUCGAGCAGUAAUUGCAACAGUUCAAACAUUCCAAAUGAUCAUUUGAGAGGGGGAGGUAGGGAGGGAAUAUUUGAGAAGUUCUACUUCAGAAUGUUUCUGGAAAUAGGUAAGAGAAACUUCGGGGAUUUAACAUUCGGAGGAUGCUACAAUAGGAUAAUUGAAAACAACACUAACAGGAGAAACUCCUUCGGGUUCGAGAUGAACCUCCACCCAAUUUAUGACUACUUUACCCAAAAUAUGGUCAACAAGAACCUGUACAAUAACCUUCACUUGAACUACGCGCCUGAAGUGGUGGUCUACACACCCCAAAUGAACCUGAUAAUAGUCGCAACGAGCCUUGAGAACAAGUUCUGGAGCGUGGGAGUCAAGUGCUACAAGAAGGUCGGAGGACAUCUUAACAUUAAAAGAAUCACCAGGCUGAAGAAGGCAGGCCUAUUCUCGCUUCAGAAACUUAAAUAUCUUGUUACCAUUAAGAAGAGUAAUGAGAAUCACGAAAUUCAAUACUUCAUUUGUGAUAUCAACUUUGAUAACAAAUAUGUAAGUUAUUCUUUACACAUUUGA
Theileria annulata is the source of this 3375-nucleotide messenger RNA. Its product is annotated as serine/threonine protein kinase, putative. The transcript has 2 exons. Gene Ontology annotation, biological process: protein phosphorylation. The record is from RefSeq and is a predicted model, not a curated record. NCBI's taxonomy places the organism in Eukaryota, Apicomplexa, Aconoidasida, Piroplasmida, Theileriidae. The coding region runs from base 1 to 3375 and encodes 1124 amino acids. Gene Ontology annotation, molecular function: protein kinase activity; ATP binding.